AUGGAAAUCUUCGAUGACAAGGAUAAGGCUGAACACUUCUCUCAGUUCUUCCGGUCCGUCGUGACAAGUGAGCCAGAUUUUUUCUCUACCAUUUGUGAAGACGAAAAAACGCCUACCCUUGAAGUCGUAUUCUUCACCGAAGCAAUUGUUCGGAAUGAGUCACUUAAUCUGAAAGAAUCGAUCUCCCCAGGCCAUGAUGCAAUCCCCGCCAAACUGCCGAGGGAGCUAGCUCCCGAAAUUUCCGAGUCAUUAGCCUUGAUCUUCCAAACGUCAUUUCUUACUGGACACCUGUCCUCUGAUUGGAAGUCCGCUACCAUCACUCCGCUUUUUAAGAGCGGAAGUCGUGCGUCUGCGAAUAACUACAGGCCAGUGAGUCUUACCUCCAUCUGUUGCAAAAUCAUGGAGAAGAUCAUUGAGAAGGCUUUGAUGCAGUUUCUCGUGCAGCACCACCUCCUCUCGGGUGCACAACACGGCUUUCGAAGUGGUAGGUCCUGCCUCACGAAUGUGCUCUUUACGCUCGAACGCUGGACCAAAGCACGCGAUGAAGGUAGUGUGGUGCACGCCAUCUACAUCGACUUCAAAAAGGCCUUUGACAGCGUUCCCCACCAACGUCUCUUGCACAAACUGCGCAACGCUGGAAUUCGUGGACGCCUUCUUGUAUGGAUCCAGAGCUUUUUGGCUGGACGGUCCCAAAGAGUGCAGGUCGGGCGUCAGCAGUCCUCAGAGGUAAGCGUGGUGAGUGGCGUCCCACAGGGCUCAUUCUUACGUCCCACGUUAUUUCUUGUCUUCAUAAAUGACUGCGUCAAGGACUUAGACUGUGAUACCAUCCUGUUUGCCGACGACAUUAAAUUGUGGAAAGUUUUUCACAAUGCGGCAGACGCAGACCGCCUGCAAGCAAACCUGAACAGACUUGAAGACUGGUCAAAGCGCUGGCUUAUGCCCUUCAAUAUAAACAAGUGCAAAUUUCUUCACCUAAGCAGCUUUAGAGCCGCCAGCCCCAGGACUUACUUUCUAGACGGCACACCACUGCAAAAGGUUGAUAGUCAGAAGGACUUGGGUGUAUGGAUUACAUCUUCACUCAAACCAACACUGCACUGCGCGAAGGCGGCUAAAUCGGCUAUGGCUACACUGCAACUCAUUAAGCGGGCAUUUAUGGGAUUUGACUCAGACAGCUUUUCAAAAAUAUUUGGCACCUACGUGAGGCCUCAUCUAGAAUACGCCAUACAGGCGUGGAGGCCCUGGACUGUCCAGAGACGGGCGCCCAAAAUGACACAAGGUCUGGGUGCGCUGUCUUACGAAUCCCGACUGUCAACUCUCAACCUGUUUCCACUUUCCUACAGGCAAUUACGUGGUGACCUUAUACUUGCAUUUCGCAUUAUCAACGGCCUAGACUGUUGUUUAGAUCCCACUGAUUAUUUCACACAAGCUAACAUGCCCACUUUGCGCGGUCAUCCCCUAAAACUACGCGCCGGGAAAGCAAGGAUCAACCGAAGAAAGUUAUGUUUUCAGUCACAGGGCGGUUGCAGCGUGGAAUGCCCUGCCCAUCGAUGUUGCAACCUCCUCCUGUGUGAAUUCCUUUAUGUUUAG
Spirometra erinaceieuropaei is the source of this 1587-nucleotide messenger RNA. The record is from the annotation of a GenBank genome assembly. Lineage: Eukaryota; Metazoa; Platyhelminthes; Cestoda; Diphyllobothriidea; Diphyllobothriidae.